Molecule: messenger RNA, 2048 nt
Organism: Gastrolobium bilobum
Lineage: Eukaryota; Viridiplantae; Streptophyta; Magnoliopsida; Fabales; Fabaceae
Exons: 19
Coding region: 181-2043 (620 amino acids)
Biological process (GO): DNA-templated transcription initiation; transcription preinitiation complex assembly; transcription by RNA polymerase III
Cellular component (GO): transcription preinitiation complex; nucleus; transcription factor TFIIIB complex
Molecular function (GO): TBP-class protein binding; RNA polymerase III general transcription initiation factor activity; RNA polymerase III type 3 promoter sequence-specific DNA binding
Source: RefSeq, a predicted model, not a curated record
GUGGGUUAUCGCUCCCCCCGCGAAAAACCCUAAUUAACUAACUUCAACUCCGAUUCAAACUUCGCAACUGGAUUCCCUCAACAAUUUCAAUUCCUUCUUAUUUUCCACUUUCGAUUCUAAACUUGUUUUCGAAACCUCCAUCUCGUUGACUGAUUCUGUAGAUUUUGUUUUGAAAGCACAAUGGUGUACUGUGGUCACUGUGCCAAAAACGUUACUGGCCAGCGACUCGAUGAUGGUUACUUAUGUUGUAAAGUCUGUGGAAGGGUGUUGGAAGAUCAAUAUUUUUCUGAGGAGCCAACGUUUUUUAAAAACGCAGCAGGGCAGAGCCAAUUAUCGGGCAAUUAUGUAAGAACGAUUCAAAGCGAGUACUCUGCUUCACGUCAAAGGACUUUAGAUAGAGCUUAUGAUGAAAUGAAGUAUUUAAGCUUCAGCCUUGGAGUGAAUGAUGAAAAUAUGGCCAACCAAGCUUUGGCCUUUUAUAAAAUAGCGAUUGAGCGAAAUUUCACCCGUGGACGUAAAUCAGAGCAAGUACAGGCUGCUUGUCUCUAUAUUGCAUUCAGGCAAAACAAUAAACCAUACCUUCUUAUUGAUUUUUCAAAUUAUUUAAGGACAAAUGUUUAUGUGCUUGGAGCAGUUUUCUUGCAGCUUUGUAAAGUGUUAAGGCUUGAAGAGCACCCAAUUGUUCAAAAGCCAGUUGAUCCUAGUCUUUUUAUUUAUAAAUAUACUAAUAAUUUAUUAAACCAAAGGAGUGUGCUUGUCUCGGAAACUGCACUGAGCAUUAUUGCAAGCAUGAAACGGGACUGGAUGCAGACGGGGAGGAAACCUAGUGGAUUAUGUGGUGCAGCAUUAUACAUUUCUGCUCUUGCACAUGGUUUUAAGUACUCUAAGCCAGAUAUUCUAAGAAUCGUCCAUGUAUGUGAAGCAACAUUGACCAAGCGAUUGGUUGAAUUUGAGAACACAGAGUCUUCUAGCUUGACAAUUGAGGAAUUGAAUACGAUGGCAAAAGAACACGAAAGAAAUCCAACACUAAUUCCAAAUGAUGAAGUCAAAAAAUGUAAUUCAAAAGAUCUACUGUGCGAGCACAAGGAUAGUGGAGUGGCGUAUUUUGCUCUUGGAUUAUGUGAAACAUGCUAUAAGGAUUUUGAUAAACUCUCUGGAGGACUUGGUGGUGGUUUGGAUCCUCCUGCAUUCCAGCAAGCUGAGAUGGAGAGAAUGAAAAGCACACUUUCUGAGGAAAUUGCCGACGAAUCACAUGAUUUGUUGAAAGCAUCAAAUGGUGCGUGCAAGAGCCGGAAAGAAGAUUUUCCUUCCUCUGUGCCAGAAAGUAUUGGUGCUAAUGUUGAGCAUGAGGCCACUAAAGAUGGUAAGUAUGAUGAGUCACAUAGAGAAGAUGAUACCAGUGCAAAAACUGAUGAUGAAUCAGAAAGUUUCUCAGAUAUUGAUGAUCAAGAGGUUGAUGGGUAUCUUAACAAUGACGAGGAGAAGCAUUACAAGAAGAUAAUAUGGGAAAAAGUGAACCGAGAGUAUCUUGAGGAGCAAGCAGCCAAGGAAGCAGCUGCAGCAGCUGCUAAGAAAGCUUUUGAGGCAAAUUUUGAAAACUGUUCGGACGAUUUACUAGCAGCAAGAGAGCUUGCGGCAUCUGCUGCUGCAGCUGUAGCAAAAUCCAGAAUGGAAAUGAAACAGAGACGAGCUCGUGAAGCAAAAAAUUCAGGGCCUGCUCAAUCUGCUGCAGAAGCCACUCUCCAAAUGUUGAGAACGAAGAGGCUCAGCUCCAAAGUCAAUUAUGAUCGCCUGGCAAAGUUAUUUGAUGAACCAGCAGAGCUGUAUAAUCCCAAGAAAGUACGAUUUGAGCUACCCUCUGAUAAUCAUGACAAUUUACAGUCCAAGGUAGAGGGAAAAAAGGAUGAUGAGCUGGGAUCAGCAGAUGAUUUUGAGGAUGAAGGGGAUAAUAGGGUGAUAGAUGAAAAUACUUUGUAUACUGAAAAUAUGGAUGAAACAUAUGACUAUGAGAAUGAUGGUUAUAACUAUGACGAUGAUGAUUAAUGAAA